This is a messenger RNA of Aedes albopictus (Asian tiger mosquito), 17954 nucleotides long. RefSeq lists its product as uncharacterized. The transcript has 10 exons. The record is from RefSeq and is a predicted model, not a curated record. Lineage: Eukaryota; Metazoa; Arthropoda; Insecta; Diptera; Culicidae. The coding region runs from base 711 to 6302 and encodes 1863 amino acids.
UCGACGCCCAUACACGCGACCGACGGCGACGAGGUCAAACUGAUCGCGCGUCGCUCACACACUCCGCAAUCUCGCUCACGCCGGCCACGCGGUGCAUUCGUAACAGCACGGGCGGCGGCGGCGACGUCUAGCUGCCACGCCACGCUUACUGCGCGCGAUCUGCUCCAGCCAGGAGGCAUGCGCGUCGCACGAUCAUUGUCGUUGCCGUCGUCGGUUUUUAUGCUAUGUCUCAUGCACUCGGUGCUUUAGUAUUGUGCCGAUCUCUCCGGGCGAUCGUCGUUACCGUCGCCGUCGUCGAUUGAUUGAGAAUUCUCGCGGUUUGCAAACAAUUAUUAGCGGACGUUAGUGCGAUCUUCGCGUCAGAGCUAUCAUUUUUUGCGGUAUUUCUUGUUCAAAAUAGAUCAGAACUUUUGCGGACGCUGUCGUCGCGGUUAUCGUCGCGUUACCGUCGCGUGUGCAUUUUGUUUACGUUUGAGGCGCGUGCGAGCGUCUGUGUCAAACGCCGUCGCUCGGUUCGCGAAACGUUCGCGUUUGUUGUGUUUAGUGGGUGUGUUUGACAACCGGAAUCCGGCUAUAAUUAGCGAUCGAUCAGCAGCGCUCCUAGGAGGAAGCUCUCUCGCCGAUCCGGACCACAACCAACACUUCCUGCAGUGGUGAUGCAGCAGCAGCCUUGCCGUAGUUAACUCGAGCCGAGCCAAGGACGGCGGACAAUGUCAUCCCUGCGGAAGUCGGCUUCGUUCCGGUCGCGGAUCCCGGUUCGGCGGACUCGAGUGGCGUCGCGCCGGUGCGUAAGCCCUCAGCCGUCGACGUCGACGGUGACCAGCACCGGGUCGAUAUAUGAUGGAGGCGGGGGAGGAGGAGGACCAGGAGGGAGUGCAGGAGGUGGACGCCAAUGGUACGAACGGCGCUAUUCAUCCUCCAGCUAUACCAGCAGCGACGAGAGCCACGACGAAUCGGAAUCGGGGCCACUUAAGCUGUUACUCGGAACACAUCACCAUCACCCAUCGGGGGAGGUACGUGACAUGACCAGAGGAGGUGCCUCCCGAUUGCAGCAACCGCAGCAGCAGCAACACCUUGUCAUUGGCAACAAUCUGAGCGUCUCCACGGAUGCCAUCAGCCUGGACGGAUUGCUGGACUGCGUCAGCAGCGGGAGCUUUUCCAGCCCGCCGUCACCGAAGGCAGGGGCUGGAUGCAGGACGAUCGGAGGCGAGGAUGAUUCUGGCAUCUAUCAAAAUGACCCCCGCCGUCACCAUCACCAUCGCGGAGACAAUGGCGACGCUGGUGAAAGGAUUAUUAUCAGCCCCGGCGAAUCCUCAUCCUCUUCGUCAUCUUCGCUGGACCGAUUGAAUUAUGCUCUCGAAACGCUCAAAAUCAGUGACACGACGACGAGGACAUUUCACGACAGCCAACGGCCACCACCGGCGGCGCCACUUAAUCAACAGUACGAGAAUCUCAUUAACGAGCCGUCAAGCGACCAGGAGCGGCCUCUUGAAGACGCCGAUUCCCGGAAACAAAGGAAGCUCUCCGAUUGGUACUACAUCAAGACCAGUCCAACGAAGCACACCAAGAAGCCCUCCGCCCCGGCCAGUCCUUGCGUCCAACGGCGGAAUCUCGCCGGCCACGGUGGCAGUUCUCCACCGCCACUUCCACUGCCGCAGCAGCUUAUGUCGCCGCCGCCGGUCGGAUCGGAUGGUGGCGCCGCCACCCGACAGGGCCAAGUGCUGCUCACAAAAGUUUUAAUUGCCAGUAAAUAUUCCUCACAGGCUGCUGCAGCCGGGGCACAAAACGAUUCAAACUUGCCAAACAGCAAUAAAUUCUCAUCCCCGGUGUUGGGUUCGCGCCGAUUCGGAGACCAUGGGUCUCCACCGAAGCCGAUUCUGCCACCGCAAGCUGCACCUCGAUGGCACUUUCCGGUUGCUGGUAGUGGGGUGACUUCGACGGUGGUCGAAACAACGGCCACCACGACUGCAGUAAAUGAUACAAAUCUGUCGUCCUCGGAGCGGAGAAAGUGUUUCAACGUGACCCGAACAGGUAUAACAUCCGGUUCGAGUCACUCCCAUCUGCCCAGCAAUAAUGACAUAACCAUCACCAGCACCAGCAGUAGCUUCGAGCACAUCCCGGAGCUUAUCGGGGCUCGAUUUUCACCGUACUGCCAACGCAAACAACAACCUCCUCCGUCGUCGUACCGCCCGCAUGGCAUUUAUGAAAAUUUUCCAGCGAAUCGAACUCCACCGUUUCCGGCUGCGGUGGCUACCAGGGACAACGACACCGACAUCGUCGUCGUUGUCAAUCACAAUCUGCCCGGCCAUCGCCAUCAUCAUCUGGAUGAGUUCCCGCAACCGUACGACGUUGUGGACAUGAAUGCGUUUCGGCAGCAGCAGCAGCAGCAGCCCCAACAACAGCAACGAUACAAAAAGGCAGUUAAACGUCCGUUACCAAGGGUACCGGCAAUGGGUUUGAUGGUGGAACCACCGUCGACGACGACGACGUCGGAUUCGAUGCAAUUGGCGCCACCGCCGCCAGUGCCACCGUUGCCAUCGGCGGCUGCCAUGAAGGCGGUCGCGACCGCGGCCAUUGCCACCAUCGAGUACGGCGAGGAGGACGACCAGGAUGCUGCUGACCGGCGGAAGAAGAGUUCAUUGACCAGGUGCUAUCCCACAAAGACGAACCAGAACCAACAACAGCAACAACAACAGCAGCAGCACCACCACCACCAGGUCACAACGCCAACCUCGUACCGGACCGAAUACGAACUGUCCGGUUCGUAUGUAUCGCUCGAAUGUCCCUCGCCACCCGGGCCACCGCAAUGCUUGACCGAGAACAACCGACGGGAUCCGCAGGCCCGCUUGGCCCGAAGCCUCCGGAACCUGUACACCGAACUGGCCCUCAAAGAACCGGUCCUGCCCACGUGGGUGCAACCGGUGGCCCCCGGGCUACUUUGUCCAGCCCGGCUGGAACCAGAACUAAGACUGCACAUCCAUUCGCACGGGCUGAACGAGUGCAUCUCGGUCGACCAGAUCCUGGCCGCCGUUCAGUCCAAGGAUGGACCCUUCCUGGAAGCGCCCCGCCGGGUGCUGAUCGAGUGCCCACCGUGGGUCACUCGUAGUGCCCUCGCUCUCCGGAUACUGCACGCCUGGAGCCGGGAACCGCCGUGGCCUCCGCGAGGUCAACCUGUAGCGUUAGCACUUUUUAUACCGUUAAACGAGCUCAAGGGUUCGUUAGCCAGUUAUGUAGCGAAGGAGUUAUUACCUCGGGGUACGCAGAAUCCGUUUGCGUCCGGGUUCGGGGGUUUCAACGCCGCGUGGAACUCGUUGGAAUCGUUGAAGAGCAAACUGCUGAUUGUGCUGGACGGAUACGAUGUACAGAGUAAGUCCCGUAAGAGCAAAUCCGUGCAGAAGGAUGUGACUGAUCUACUGGAGGGAAGGUUGUUCCCCGAAGCCAGGGUUAUACUGAUCAGCGUGACUUCUUCCUGUGGGGAGUUGCUUCCACUGAUGCAAAGGCACAUCACAUUCGAAGGGAUUACGUGGGGUCGGUCGGUUUCCUUACUAGGUGGAGGUCAAUGGGGAGCUCCAACAAGGUUGAUUGAUUGUGUUCAAGACUGUAGACAUCUACGAAAUAUAGCUAGGACAUCGCUAGGAUGCCUAGCCAUCUCGGCUAUCUACGCAUCAAGCGGAGGUGAACUUCCCACUGACGAAAUCGACGUAAUCGCAUCCGUGUUCAACUGUGUUGCAAACAAUUCUUCGCAUACUCAAGUUACGGAGCUAGGAAGACUCGCUUUGUUCUGCCUCAAGACGAAGAGAUCAACAGUCAGCUCAGCAGAAUUGAAAAUGUACUGUUCGUCACCGGAAACCAACAUAAUCGGAUGCUUGGACAAGGCUCCAGUUUUUGGACGAACGUCGCGGAGAAAAUCCGAGUUCUGUUACACCACCAUCUGCCCUGGAAUUGCAGAGUUCCUUGCUGCCAACUAUAUCGUAUCGCUAGCCAGCCGACCAGGGCUACUGGCAGCUGAGGUAGCUGGACUAGCCAUUGGAGACGAAGUAGAACCAGAAAUCCUCAAAGUCCUAACUUAUGCAAUGUCUCUGCUGGGCUCGCGAGCUCAUUUAUUACUAUCCAAGCUUACACCUCUUUGGCUCAGCCCACAAACCAUAUUCUCUCUAGCCCUAGCCGGUGGUGAAACCGAAGCAAAUCUCACUGCCCUUUGUGAAAUCCUAGGAAUAUCCAAAUCACCUCCAAUACCACCGCUAGAGGCAAAACCCAUCUGGGUGCAAAUCAAGUCCACUCCCUCGGAGCUUCAGGGUUGGGGUCUAGCACUCAAAAGUCCUACCUGCACGCUCAAAAACCUAGAACUAGUCUACCAGAUCGAGAAGAACAUGCUGCUCGAGUCACGAAACGUCAUGGACAUCUUCCUCGACGCCCUAUCUAAGAACGAAAGCGUCACAACACUCCGGAUUACUUCCCUAAUUGAAAACGAAGUUCGAGACUCGGACAUAAAUUAUCUAGCAACUUGCAUAUCGAAAACCGUACUGAAACCAAGACUGGAAAGCUUCGAAGUCAUUCUGACGCUGCUGGAGGAGGAUCCUCCCAUCCUGAAGUUGCAAUCCGUAGUGACGGGCCUUUGCCGAACUGUUCCUCGACAACCAAAGCUGAGCAAUCUCAUUCUCGAUCUAGGCCUGUGCACUUCGCAACUGGUUCAAAUCUGCUCCAUGCUCGAGAAAUGUCCUCACGUCACGAGACUGUCCUUCCCACAUCUACGCUGUGAACGGGGAGCCGUCGGAGCUCUGGCAAGCCUCUUGCACGCCCGGCCUCUUUCCUAUCUUGCGCUAGCAUCUAGUUGGGGAGCUCGGGAUGAUCCACCAUCGUCCAGUGGCGUAAGUAUGGGUUCCGGCUCUGGCAGUAGCUCUGGUAACUCGGGCCUUAUCAAACAAUCCUCUCUAACCGGAGCCCCCUCGCCUCGCUCCUACCCAACCGGAAUUUUUUCCUCACUGCCUCGAGGCGUACUGAAUUCCACAUCGAACAUGGGCCGCUCGGCCACUCUCCCCCGCCAACCCAUGGAAGGACCUCCGGAUAAACGAAGUACAGAUUCGGUCAUCUCCCGAACGUGGUACCCGACUCCAGCAUGCGACGGCGGUCCUCACAAUUCCGGAACACUCCACGAAUUGCUGCUCGCGGCCCGAGACUCGUACUCUCGCCUGCACGGCUUGGACCUCAGUAAAGCACAACUCUCGCUCGAGGACUCCAUGUGCCUGGGUGAAACCGUUCGCGUCUCCACCAACCUGCACUCCAUCAAAUUGGAAGGUGCUUCACGUCUCAGUGAGAUCCUUCCGACCGUGCUUGGGGCAAGCGAAUCACCCAGUUUGCAAAUGCUCAGCCUUGGAUCGCCUCGAAUCGCGCUGGAGGAUGCCGCCGUUGGAAUGUCAGCUCGUGCCUUGGGCAGUUGCAUCACGCUAAGACUGCUUAGUUUGGACGGAUGGAGCUUCAGGAUAGAGAAUGUAGGGACGCUGGCCUCGGUGCGGGGCUUCCUGUCGUUGACUUCGAUCCGUGAACUCGGCCUCAACAACUGCCGGUUGAACCUGUCCAUGUUUAGGAGCGACGUCCAAAUGCCAAGCAGUGCAUACGAAUGCCGUUCGGUCGUGAACCUGAAGAUGGCGGGCGCUCAGAUGAUCUUCUCCGAUCACGUCUCGAUGAAGGGACCUCACAUGCUGCCGUACUUGGCCGGUUUCGUUAACCUACGAGAGCUGGAUCUCUCGGCACCGUCGCGCACCGGUCUCGGUAGCACCACCACCAACCCGUUGAUCAUUUCCGACAAGGACAUGAUCAGCUUCUUCACGACGCUCAACGCUCAUUUCAGCUCGCUCAACACCCUCAAGAUCUGCAACUGGAUCGUGCAUCUGGACGACGUGCACCGAACGCUGAAGUCCCUUUCGAAACUGUUCAAAUCGAGCCCGUUGAGUCACGUCAAGCUGGACGGAAUCAUUGUGCUGGAUCGACCGAAGAAGCAACGGAUCGAGUCGAUGUUCAUGCACGCCCUGCUCGGAUCGCUGCCGCAGUUGCGCUGGCUCGGUAUAACCAUGGCCGGCAUGAACGACGAACAGAUCGCUGCCCUCGGGACGUACUGUGCCGAUAUUCGCGGCAUGGAGAUCGAUAUCAGGUUGUGCGAUUCGACGAUCGAAAAUGCAAGAUUAAUGACGCACCCGCUCGGACUGGACGGCAAGUUUGAUAUACGGGUGUCGACGUUCGGGACCUCCAACAGCAUCCUGGUCCACAUCGAGAAGACCUCGACCAAAAGCUUGUCCCGCAAGUGAAAAAUGAACGAGCGCCACCGAAGGAAGGACCUCUCCUCCAAGUAAUAAGAUCUUCCUUUGGACAACGUGGUGGCGUCGCCAUCAAGAUUAACGGAAAGAACAGCGGCGAAAAGAUUUUACGUUUAGGAAGCACGCCGUCGCCGUCACGCAGCAGCGCUAUCGAUGUCUUUCCUCUUGUCAUGUAGUCAUUUUUCAUCUGGUUUCGUGUAUACAGUUGAAAGGGGUAGCUACGUAAAGGACUUGCUUUUGUGGGCGGUAAACACCUAUCUGCAAGGCUCGGGCAUCUCUUUACUUACAUAUUGCGAAAGAUUCAAACAGGAAUUAUUUACUAAGUUCAAAUAUUUCACUUGCUAUUUCACCGGAAUUUCUCAAAGGAUUAUUUUAGAAAAUCUUGGAUGAAUUUCUUCAGAAUUUCCUCACAAAUUCUUCCUGGAAAUUCUUUAGAAAAUGCAUCUCUUCAUUGCCUCAGAUAUUCCAUCAAGAAUUUCUCCAGAAAUUACUCCAACAACUUUAAGUCGAUUUCAUUGGUUCCUUCCCGACUAGAAGAUUCUAACAAAAAUAUAACAUAAUUAUGAUUAUGAUAUAACAAACCAUGAUAUUUAUAACUCAUUGUGAUAUAAUCAUGUUUAACAUCAUUGGUGUUUGAAAAUAUUAUAACUCAAUUGUAUCAUAUUAUGUUAUAAAUGUUGUUCAAUUACUCAUUGUGGAAUAAUUUAGUUCUAAUUCUUUGACAUUCAGAACAUCAUUUUACACAAUUGUAUCAAAAUAUGAUAGAAACUAGUUUUCUUGAAGCUAAAAUAUCAUAUUGUGUUAUAAUUUUGUUCUGAUUAUAACAAAAUAGAUUAUUAUUUGGAUUAGACCGGUGUACUUUUUGUUACAGUUUUGGUUAUUUCAACAUCAUCCUGCAUCUAGUUCAUAACAAAAUAAGUUAUAGAAAAAAAUCAUAUCAUCAUAACACAAUGUGUUAUAAACUUGAUAUAUUUUUCUAGUCGGGUUCUCUCAAGCAACACACAUGUCACAGAAGUGCCACGACAGCGCAGGUUUUGGUUAUAAGGAGUUACUCCAUCUAUUUCCUAGGAAAUUUCAAUUCCCCUAAGACUAACUAUUAAUUUUUCCACGGAUUCUUUACGGAAUUCAUUCAUAUACAUUAUAGGAAUCCCUUUAGAAAUAUUUCAAGAGCUUUUUUCAUAGGAAUCUUUACAGAAGUUUAUCUGCAUGUUUCUCCAGGUAUUCAUGAAGACAUUUUUUGAAAUACAUUCACAGACUGCUCCAGGAAAAUGUUCAAAAAAAAAAACAUCAAAGAAUUGUAUUAAAGGAUUUCUUUAUGAAUUUUCCUAAAAAUUCCUUAACUUUCUUUUCUAGGAAUUCCACCAAGGGUUUCCCGAACAGUUUCUUCAGAAAUGUAGAAAUGGGAAUUCCUAUAAGAAUAUCCCUGAGACUCCUUAGGAUAUUCUUCUAGAGAUCCGUUCAGAAGUAUUUCCUGUGAUUUCUACAGGGAUUCAACUGAAGAUUUUUUCAGAAAUUCUAUCAGGGAUUCUUUCAGAAAUUACUGGUCGAAUUGCUUCUAAAAAUAUUUCAUCAAAUCAUUUCUAGAUUCUUUCGAAAUUAAACGCCAGAGACUUCUUCAGAAUUUUAGACAUUUCUUCAGAAAUAUCAGCAAUAGAUUUCUUCAAAAGUACUUCCAUGGAGUUUUUCAGAAAUUCCGCAAAAAAUGUCUUUAAAAAUCCUACAUUGAUUGCUUCAGAAGUUCUUCUAAUGGUUCCUCGAAAAAUUCAUGGAAAAAAUCUUUCUUUUUUUCCUGCAGAAAAAAAUUAAAUUCUUCCUGUGGUUCCGUCAGAAAUAUCUAUAUUACUUCCGAGAUUACUGUAGGAAUUGUUUCAGAAGAUCUUUUUCAGAAGAUUUUUUUCAGAAGUUCUUCCAGAAAUUUCAAAAAAAUUGCUGGAAGAAUUCUUGAAAGAAUCCCUGAUGGAAUUUCUGAAGAAAUCCCUGAAGAGUUUUCUGAAGGAAUCCCUUAAAAAACUCCUGGUGCUAUCUAUGAAGAUUUCUAAAAGAAAUUUUUGAAAAUUGUCUGGAAGGAUUUCUGGACAUAAUAUUCUGGACCAAUUUCUGAAGUUAUCUUUGGAGGAAUUCCUGGAUGAAUGGCUGGGAGAAAACCUGAAAAAUAUUUAAAAUGACUCCUUAAUUCCAAGUAUUUAGAAAAAAACGCGAGAAAAUUCCGGAUAAACUCUGGAAAUAAUUUAAAAAAAUGCCUGAGAAAUUUCUGAAGGGAUUCCUGAAAAAAAUGUCUGCAAAAAUCGCAGCAAAAAUUGCAGAAAAGGGUACUUGUGAAGUUCUUGAAAAAAAUCUUCAAUAAAUUUCUGCAGGUUUCCUGGAGAAUUCUCUGAAUGAGUCAUUGAAAGAGCUCCUAGAGAUACCACUGGAGGAAUUCUUAGAAGAUUUUUUGCCUUUCUCGUACACCGAAAUGUACUGAAAGGCUACAGUUCACUCAAAAAUCGAAUUUUCAAUAGAAGGCUCGGAGGGUCAAGUCACAUAUACCAAUCAACUCAGUUCGACGAAUUGAGAUGAUGUCUGUAUGUGUGCGCAAAAAAAGUUCACUCACUUUUAAGGCACUUCCCAUUGGCCGAUUUUUCGGAUUAUAGCCCGAAUCGAACCUGAAUUUUACCGCAUUGUUUGCUAAUGAAAAUGGUCCGAAUCGGUCAAGGCGUUCCGGAGUUAUGGCCAUUUGAGUGAUCCGGACCAGCACCGGUAUAACUGGCCGUAUACAACAAUGAACCAAGCCCCAUCAUGCGGCACAUCAAACUGCGACGAUUUUUGUUACCUCUAGCAUGGUUGACGAAUUUUGUGCAGAAAACAUCACUGGAGACCAGAAAUUCCACGAUGUCGGCCCAAAAUUCAAGAUGGCAGCCGAAUAUUCAAGAUGGCGGCUUCAAAUUCAAGAUGGCGGCUGUUUAAUAUAGCUUAGGCUCUAAAAUCAUGCAGUAUGGGUAUAUUUGGUAUGAGUAAGAUUUCCGGAGUCCAAAAAUGACGACCACAAUAAUCCACGAUGACGGUCUAAAAUCCAAGAUGGCUGCUCCAAAUUCAACAUGACGGCUGUUUAAUGGUGUUUAAGGUACUAUAACCAUGCAAUAUGAGUAUAUUUGGUAUGAAGAAGAAAUCUGGACUCCAAAAAUGACGUCCACGGCUCCAAAUUUAAGAUGGCGAUUGUUUAAUGGACUUUUAGAGGAUAAAAAUAUCCAAGAUGGUGUCUCAAAAUUCAAGAUGGCAACUGUUUAAUGGAGUUUUAGGACCUAAUCCAUGCAAUAUGGGUAUAUUUAGUAUGGGGAAGAAGCAAGGGAAGAAGUCUAGACUCCAAAAAUGAUGACCAGAAUUUCCAAGAUGGCCCAAAAUUCAAGAUGGUGACAGUUUAAUGAAGUUUUAGGCUUUAAAACCAUGCAAUAUAAAUAUAUAUGGUAUGGGUAAGAUGUCCGGAGUCCAAACAUGGUGAUUAGAAUAUCCAAGAUGGCAGUCUUAAACCCAAGAUGGCGACCCCAGAUUCAAGAUGGCGGCUAUUCAAUGGUUUUUAGAUUCUAAAGUCAUGCAAGCAAUAUACCCAUAUAUUUGGUAUGGGGAAGACGUCUGAACUCCUAAAAUGGCGACCAGAAUAUACAAGAUGGCAGUCUAAAAUGCAAGAUGGCGGCUCCAUAUUCAAGAUGGUGGCUGUUUAGUGGAGUUUAAACGCUCAAACCAAGCAAUAUGGGUAUAUUUGGUAUUAGGAAGAUGUCCGGAGUUCAAAAAUGGCGACAAAAAUAUCCAAGAUGGCGGUUGAAAAUCCAAGAUGGCGGCUUAACAUUCAAGAUGGCGACUGUUUAAUAGAGUUUUAGGAUCUAAAACCAUUCAAUAUGGGUAUAUUUGGUAUGGGAAAGACAACUGGAGUUCAAAAAUGGCGACCAGAAAAUUCAAUAUGGCGUCUCAAAAUUCAUGAUUGCGGCAGUUUAAUUGAGUUUUGGGCUCUAAAACCAUUCAAAAUGAGCAUAUCUGGUAUGGGGAAGAAGUCUGGAGUUCAAAAAUGGCGACCAGAAUUUCCAAUAUGCCGGACAUAAAUCCAAAAUGGCGGCUCAAAAUUCAAGAUUGCGUUUUUUUUUUUCAAAAGUUUAAGGCUCAAAUAUCAAGAGCCAGAAAAACGAUAUGUUUUCUGGUGCCAUGAAAUGGAUGUCUGUUAAACGUAUAAAAGUGUGAUAUUCAUCAACAUGUCAUUUGAGUUUUGUUGAAAUGGGUUUUCGAAGGCACGAGAAAGACGCCAUCACCGCUAGGUGGAUUGAUUUGUGUUUUUUUGUACAAUAAUGAAUUACUACAACAUGAAGUACUACCUCGAGAAAUAUCUGAAGGAAAUCCUAUAGAAACAUCCUGGCGAUAUUCCUUAGAGAAUCACUGAAAAAACCUCUGCAAAAUUUAUUUUUCUGGGAAUCUUUGAAAAAAUAUGCCUAGAUGAACUGAUGAACCCUCUGGAAAUCAUUUUUUUUUUUAUUCUUUAACACAUACCAAGUAAUAGAUUCUGUAGUAAUUUCUGCAGAAAUUUCUGAGGGAUUAUUUGGAGAAAUACCGGCAAAUUUCUGACUGAAUCCCUCAAGAAUGGCCUGAAUAAAUCCCAAGCAAUGCCUGGAGAAAUGACUGGAGCAACUUCUGGAGAAACCUCUAGAGGAACUUCAAAAAGAAUCUCUUGAGAAUUUUCUAGAGGAAUUUAUAAAUAAAUACACGAGAUAAUUCCUCAAUAUAUGAUGUAAUACAUGAAUGAACCUGUGUAGAAAUUCCAACAAAAAUUUCAGAACUUUGGUACAACAGAAAUUGGACGAUUAAUUCUGUGCUGUUCAAGAAGAAUAUAAUCGAUAUUUGUUGGUCGUAGUAAUCCUUGAAUUAUUUAACUUUCAAUAAAUCAUUCUAGUUUGUCAUUCCGUUGCAACCACACGUGUUUUCCUUCAGGUUAUGGGCCUGUGGCCCCAUAGGAACGGAAAAAAAUCACCCACAUAAAGAACCGAAGAAAUUGUAAAGAAUGAACAGCAGCAGUUCAGAUGCAAUUCCAGGCGCCGGAGGGCAAGCCAGAAUAGCAGGAGCAGGAGGCCAGCAAGCGGAUUCCAUUGGAGCAACACCGGUGGCGACGAAUUCAAGAAUCCUACCUGCAGCGGGAGGAAGCUCAUCACUGCUAUUGGAGGAGCGGUAACGAGGGCAGGAAACUACAGUUCCUGGACCUUCGCAAUUAAAACGGUGAUGACCAGAGAAGGUACGUGGGCGGCUAUCAACACGGAAAACACGACAGAAAAGCUUUCGGAGCGUGCGCUUGCAUCCAUUUGCUUGAGCAUCAAUCCGACGAACUUCAGCCUUGUCCAGAACGCUGCAAUGGGCAAGGAAGCAUGGGACAGUUUAAGGGCUGCAUUCCAGGACAGCGGAUACAUCCGGGAUUUCGCACUACUUCGGCAACUGACCGGAGUUAGUGGAUUGCGCUACGGUGGAGGACUACGUCAACCAACUUAUAUGUCCAUCAGGUACAAAUUGGCGCGGAUUGGCUUCGAGGUAAACGAUCGGUAUGAGCUCAUGACAGUGAAUCAAAAUUCAACCAUCGUGCAACAAUAAUGACAAUGUCGCAACCUGUAUUUGUUGCGACAAACAAACCCAUGCGACAUAAGUUUGUCCCAACUUGAAAAUAAUGGGAUUAACAUCGUACACCACGAGUUUAGAGAUUUUUAAGCCUUGCAUUGCGAUUUUCGAACGGUAACUUCGAAUCGAUAAACACUGCAACUCUGGUGAAGCUCUAUCAUCAAACAGUUUCGACUUUGGGUUAGUAAUAAUUGAUUAUUCACGAGUUGAAAAGUACGCAACAAAUUCAGCUUCCGUUUUGUCUGCAACAAAAAAAUUCGAGAUCAUGUCAUUAUCCGUUACCAGUAGGGAUAAAGAGUAAUCGUCGCACCUUCUUUGUUGCUUGUUUUGUGCCUCUUUUGUCUGACAAUUCUCUUCACUGGCUCAUGAUCAUGGGCCUGGAAGCGUCCGGGAUCCAGAUGCGAGCAGAUACGAUACGUGCGAAGAUUCUUUAGGAUGAGAAGUGGCCUGGCGAUUGUGGAAGCGAGUCUGGACGGGCAUUCUAUGGCCAACCCGGAGCGAAAUCAAAGUCAGUGAAACCGAACAAGAACAACGUGAAGUGUUUCCGGCGCGAGAAGGCAAAAUGGAGCCACGAGGACACCGCAAAGGGGAGCAACAAGCACAAGCACUCGGCGUUCAUGGUCCAACAUCGUCGUGAAAAUCCGCAUGAAUAGAUUUUCGAUUCCGACACGUCGUCCCACAUGUUUCGCGAAAAAGCAAUCCUGAAAGAAGCACAAGAGGUGAGUGAGUGGUGUCAUAGUUGCAAACAACAUGGAGACACCAGUCGUUGCUAAGGGCAACGUGGUAAUCAAAGCCGACUUGGAUGAUGCAACCGAAGUGCUAGAUGUUUCGGAUGUACUGUGCAUUCUUGAACUAGCGAUGAAUAUUCUAUCCGUGCACAAGAUCUGCAAUCGUGGUCAUCAAGUGGUAUUAUCCAAGGACGUGAGAGGACAUCAAAAUAUGGCAUCAUCGCAUGGGAUUCGUUAGAAUACACGCAGUAUGGUCGGUGAUAUGCAGUUCGACGAAUCCGAUAUGCCGACGUGCAUUCCGUGCUUGGAAGGGAAGCAUAAACGUCAUCCGUUCAAAUUCCAAGGGGCCAGAGCAGCAGAGGUGUUAGAACUCUUCCACAGUGAUCUGUGUGGUCCCAUGGAAACGACUUCCGUAGGAGGCAGCAAGUACUUCCUUACCUUCGUCGACGAUUGCAGCAGGAAGUGCUUCAUCUACUUCAUUCGAUCGAAGACGGAAGUGCUGGAAUGCUUCUAAGAUUUUCAAGCAUAUGCAGAGACCCAAACAGGUAGGCGAGUGAAGCGAUUAAGAAGUGACAACGGGACGGAGUACGUGAAUUAUGGCAUGAAGCGAUAUUUGCGGCAAUGUGGAAUCCGACACGAAACCAGUGUGCCGCAUAAUCCGGAGCAAAAUAGUCUGGCAGAACGGAUGAACCGGACCCUCGUGGAACGUGCUCGUUGCCUUCUAUUUGAUGCAGGAUUGGACAAAUCGUUUUGAGCCGAAGCGGUUGGAACAGCUUGCUACCUCGUGAACCGUUCACCAACGAAAGGUCUUCAAGUGACCCCGGAAGAAAAGUUCAGCGGAAAGAAGCCGGACCUAUCCAAUCUGCACGUUUUCGGUACGAGAGUGAUGACGCACAUGCCGAAAAUACAAGGGAAGAAAUGGGAUCCGAAAUCGGAGCAAGGCAUCUUUGUCGGAUACGCAGCGGGAUCGAAAGGUUAUCGAGCCUACAAUCCGAAAUCCAGGAAGGUGUAUAUGAGUCGGGACGUUGUGUUCCUGAACGAAGGCAGCAGCGAAGAACGACUGAAAGCUCCCGAACCAGAGAUGCUACAGUUUCGAAUGCUAACAGUGGACAUCGACCCGGAAUCCGAGCAAGGUGGAGAAGCUACCGUAGCAGAUCCAUUACCAGCGAAUGAAACUGGCGGCGAAGUGAUGUCGGACCCAUCACAAAUUGCGCUCCCUCCACAACCAGAGGACCCCCAUUGCAAUGUGGGGUAAGGCGCAGUGGCAGGGAGCGCCGUAUCCCAGGCAAGUACAAUGAUUUUCAGUUGAGCUCCAAUGCCGUCCCUCAAAGCAUUUCCCCAUCUCAGGUACUUCUGGAUGAACCGCAGUCGUUUAGAGAAGCGAUGCAAAGCGAUGACAGUAGCCGAUGGUAUGAAGCAAUGAAAGCGGAGAUGGAAUCCCACAGCAAUAACGGGACGUGGAAGCUGUGCGACCUGCCGGCGAGGCGGGAGGCCCUGAAAUCGAAAUGGGUGUUCAAGCUGAAGACGAAAGCGGACGACUCGAUCGAGCGGUACAAAACGCGAUUUGUGACGAAGGGCUUCUCGCAAAUCAAAGGAGUCGACUAUGGAGAAACCUAUUCUCCAGUGGUCCGAUACUCCACGGUCCGCUACCUGAUGGCAGUAGCAGCGAGGUUAGGAUUGAAGAUCCACUAACUCGACGCAGUGACUGCCUUUCUUCAAGGCGACUUGACGGAUCAGGAGAUCUACGUGGAGCAACCGGAAGGCUUCGCAAUCCCCAGCGGCCAGGUGUGUCGUUUGAAGAAAGCGCUCUACGGGCUCUAGCAAGCGAGUCGCGCAUGGAACAAGAAGCUCGAUAAUGUACUCAGGAAAAUCGGUCUGCAGCAAUCGAAGAUGGACUCGUGCGUGUAUUUCCUGAUCGACGGCGACAAGAUUCUCAUCGUGGCCGGGUAUGUGGACGAUUUGUUGGUGUUCGCCAACGAUGAUGAAAUAGUCGACGCGUUGAAACAGCAGCUAAUGAUCCGGUUCCGGAUGAAAGAUCUUGGCUACGCGGAGCAGAUCCUCGGAAUGCGGGUCACACAAGUUGACGGGAGGAUCACACAGGAUAAGGAGAAGUACAUCGAGCAACUGCUCGAACGGUUUGGAAUGAAUGACUGCAAUCCCGUUUCCACGCCGUUCGAUGCAAGCCAGAAACUGAGCAAAGAAAUGAGCCCGAAAUCGCCCGAUGAAAUCGAGAGGAUGGCGAACGUACCUUUUCGCGAACUCGUCGGUGGAUUGCAGUUCGUGGCUCAGUACACCAGACCGGAUAUAGCAUUCGCGGUCAAUGCAGUCAGCAGUUACAACAGCAACCCGGGAGAAGCUCCCUGAACGGCAGCCAAACGCAUUCUGCGGUACCUGAAAGGAACGAAGGAUAUGAAGUUAGUCUACAGUAGCGAAAGUGAAGAAUCGUUCCACUGGGGAAACGAUCCAGAGACCAGACGGCCCGUGACAGGCUACGUUUUCAAGCACUCGGGCGGUGCAGUUGCAUGCAGCCGCAGAAGACAACCCUCCGUUGCUCUCUCCACGACGGAAAUAGAGUACAUGGUGAUCGCAGCCGCCGGCCAGGAAGCUCUAUGGUGGCGCUCAUUCCGAGCAGAGCUCAGUGGCCUCACAACCACAGUUGAAAUACGUUGCGACAACAGAAGUGCAAUGUGUUUAGCCGAAAAAGAAGUCGGUUACUCGGCGCGGACGAAACACAUCGAUCUGCGUCAUCAUUUUAUCAGGGAGCAAUUGGAGCAGAAAACAAUCGUCCUUCAACAUGUUCGUUCAGAAAACCAAUUGGCAGAUUCCCUGACGAAAUCAGUUGCGUUCCCGAAACUUCGAGAAUCCAGAAGAUCCCUCGGGGUUUCUCAAAUUCAGGGUUAAGGGGGGAUGUUGGUCAUAGUAACCCUUGAAUUAAUCAAGUUUUAAUAAAUCAUUCUAGUUUGUCAUUCCGUUGCAACCACACGUGUUUUCCUUCAAGUACAAUACAAUUUUGUUUGACGACAUGACUCCAAACUAUUACAGUAUUAUUUGUGCUGAGUGGCAGCCCAGGUGUCAAUCUGAAGCUUUACGAAACAGUUGGAAAAUGAAGUCAUGUGAUGCUCCAGUGCGAGCUAACUCAUCAGCCAAAUCAUUUCCAGUGAUGGAAAAAAGGCCAGGCACCCAUACAAGGUGAACAGCGUUUGCUGAAUUCAGCUCCUCGAUUUGAGUUCGACAAGCGAUAACUAUCUUCGAGUGAAUCUUCAUACUUGCACCAACACACUCUUACACAUUUUUUAACAAAGGUACCACCUUAACUCAACAGGUGGCGGUACCGUCGGUGACGCUUGUUGUUUGUAUGAGAAAAUAGCAAAGUUCCAUGUUUUUUUUUUGUGAUAAAGUAGUUUUUGAUGACAUUGUAUGUAUUUGAAUGCUAGCACGACAUACUCAAAUAAGACUGUUACAAAGCGACAUGUGAAUAGUGUGGCAAGUCAAAAAUGACAUGGAGGGAAAAAAAUGGGUUAAAAAAAGUUUAGUUAUUCCGCCCACAAAAGCAAAUUCGAUUAUACUACUCUAGCAAACAAAAUUGUGUAAAGCAUCAUGUGUAACUUUUUAAACACAGGUCAAGUUAGUAAAUUAAGUAGGCGUCUUUUCGCUUGCUGUUUUUUUUUGCAUCCAUGGACUUCAGUUACCUCAGCUUUGUAACCAUGGUUUUCCGAACAGUAUGCAAAAAAUCUCAAGAAGAAUGGUGGAAAUCGAUUAAGACAACAGGACUUUCACAUAUGUAUUGCUACAGCUCCCUUUUUCAUCUAAGUUAAGCAUACUCAAACAGUAUCCUCGUCCUAACUCUCUCAGCAAAACUGUCGCUCUAUCUUCCAAAAAAACACCGUCAAGCAACUUUGAAAAAAAAAAACAACUUUAAAACUUGCGCUUCUGGGAUUUCUACUUCAAAACAAACCAACUGAUAGUGAAAAACAAAAACUUAGCAACAAAUUACACAUGAAGAAAGAAGACAAUAUUGAAAAUUUUACAAAACGAACAAACAAACAAACAACAACAGUAAAAACGGAAACGCAUUCUAAAGUUGGCCAACACAAACACACACGCAUGCAGUUGUUGAAAAUAUAGGCAAAAAAGUAGUCACAGUUUUGUGGUUCGCGUUUCUUGCGACAAUUUCACUGCAAACACGCACGGACGCAGUUUCGCACUGAUAGUUGAUGAAGGCACAAGUAAGAAAAAAGAGAGAGAUAUGGAACCAAUAUUUAUUGUAUUAUUAAAUCUGCUAUUAUUGUAGGAAUUAAGUGAAAGAAAAAGAAACAGCUUUAACAAAGUUGUUCGGUUUUAGAUUCAAUCGAAACAAUAGAAACUUUUGUACAUGUGUUAUGUUAUUACGUUUCAUUGGAUUUUAAAAGAAACCUUCGAAGGCUACAUUUUACCCACGUUGAAGAUUGAGGAACACGGAUAUUUUGGCAUUCAAUCUGGAAUCGAAAAAUGCACAUAUAUUUUCUUAGAAUUUUAGGGUGUUCCAGAGAAGUCAAACGUUUAUUAGGUCCACCAAAUUAUUUGCAAAAAUAAAAACUGUAUAUCAUAAAUAUUUUAAACGCUGAAUCAAGGAUUGAGAAUCCCUUCGUUGAGUCUAUAGAAAGUGGGAAAGGGCAACCCCAUGCUCAAUUCCCACGACAUAUUCAUACAGGUAGGCUAUGAUUUGUUGUUAGUAUACGUAGGCGCUUGUCAGAAUGAUUUGACGCUAACACGAACACACUCACACACAUACACUGCAGAACAAAACUCGUGUGUGCACUUGAUUAUAACUUCUAUGAAUAAGCAUAAGUCUUGAUUUUUCAUUGGCUUUCGCCAACAUAUUUGCGGAAGAAAUGAAACCAACCCGUGCUCAAAUUUGUUAAAUUGAUUAGAAGAAAAGGAGUAUUUAUUGGGAUUACAGUAGGCAGAAGUUACUAACUGAAAAUGCUGUUAAACAAAUCAAACCAAAUCUAUACUGAAUGUAGUGACGUUUAAAAAGAAAACUUAUGAAACAACUCAUGUUGAACACACGUACUCUCAUUUUCUCAAAAUCGAUGGUUUAAAACAGAUUCACUUUAUCUCGAUGACACAUACUAAUACUAAACUAUGUAAACAGAAGUUCGUUGUAAGAUGAUUAAAAGUGAAAAAGUGGAUUGAUAAAAAACUUUCAGAGACACAAAAAUAAGCACUAGAUAUACACGUCUUUUAGCGGAAUUUGAUAAAGAAGAUAUUUGACAGGUGGACGCAACUGGAUCCGGUGUAGAUGACCUAAGCCAAA